Cyphellophora attinorum is the source of this 726-nucleotide messenger RNA. RefSeq lists its product as uncharacterized. The record is from RefSeq and is a predicted model, not a curated record. NCBI's taxonomy places the organism in Eukaryota, Fungi, Ascomycota, Eurotiomycetes, Chaetothyriales, Cyphellophoraceae. The transcript has a single exon. The coding region runs from base 1 to 726 and encodes 241 amino acids.
AUGGCACGAACCAGUACUCGUUCUGAUUCCGCAUCACCUUCUGUUUCGAGAGCUGCUUCUGCUUCGACUCCGGUCUGCUCAACGCCAUACCACUGGGCUUUCACCGUCGCGCUUGGUCCCGUCAAAGGAACCGACUGCUUCGGAAGUCACGCAGAAGCAGAUGCGGCAUUCAAUUUGUGGUUUUCGAAGAACCGGGCCAGCCUUGACCGUAUGUGUGAGCUCAAGCGACAAAGAAUAGAGACGGAUGGUGGCGAAGACGUCCUCGUUGCGACGUACAUGACGGAAGAAUGGGCUUGUGUCCACGAAUGCGACUGCGAGAAAUGGAGGGAUUCGAAAGGCAUGCGAGCUCUGUUGCCGAGUCGCUCGCAACCUUAUAUUUCGCCCCCUUGGAGUUGCUCAAAUGCGUCGACGUCUGUUUCCGUGAAGCAUGACGCACAAGGUCGGGAAAGGGAGCAAGAAACCAAUCUGGAGGGCGAGCAGCCGCAGAUAGGUCCGGAGCACGAUCAGCGGUCCAUACCGCCAGUCUUCGUGCUUCCGGAUCCGGCGUUACCUCUGCCAUCAGCCAUUCCAUGCCGUGAGCAGCAGCUCAUGCCGGUAACACCGCGUCUGCGUCCCGCGCAGGCCAAGAAAGUAGUCAGCCGUCGCAAGACGCUGACCAUCGUCGCCGAAAGGGACGGCGAGGACUCCGUUACUGGACAAUCCAACGAAAGGCGGACGACUUUUUGA